GAAUGAGAAGAUCAGCAGGGUUCAGCUGGUUGGUUCUGCCAGUACUGGCAUUGGCAAUCCACGUCAAGAUGUCCCAGGCUGUCGACGCCUGUCUACCGAACGGCAUGAGUUCUGCGUGCACUUGCAAUGCUGCUAUCACUGUCGUCGACUGCUCGUCCAAAGGGCUUUUAGCCAUGCCAGCAGUCACAUCCAUACCGGUUGGCACAACAGACUUUUAUCUCGGUGGCAACGCAAUCACCACCCUCGAUGCAGGCGCCUUUUCGGGGCUGACGGCGCUACGUUAUUUAGUCCUCAGCAACAACAAAAUCACGACCAUAAGCGCAAGUGCGUUCACCGGGCUGACGAUGCUGACUUACCUGGAACUCGCUCGCAACGAGCUCACAAGCAUUGAUGCAAGUACAUUCUCUGGGCUGACUCGUAUGACUGACCUCGCCUUGCACAACAAUCGGAUUACCAACCUUGCUGUUAAUACCUUCGUAGGGAUGUCGCAGCUGACCUCACUGACUUUACAAUUCAACCGCAUCACGAGUAUUUCUGCCAAUACGUUCAAUGGGCUUGUCGCACUAAGCUACCUAUUUUUGAGCGACAACCAGAUCACCAGCAUCGCCGCGGGUGCCUUUACAGGAGAUACGUCGCUGCAACAACUAGCACUGCACAACAACCAACUCACCAGUAUCCCCGCAAGUCAAUUCUCAGGGCUCAUUCAGCUGCAAUAUCUAACUUUGAGUAACAGUUCCUUCACAACGUUGCCGCCUGGCCUGUUCCAAGGAUUACCGAACGGCUUAUUCUUGGGAUAUAAAGCAACAAAUCCGUUCUACACGCUAGUGCUGAGCCCCAACAACUUUACCUUUGAUGGAAACGCUGUCGCUCCGCCCAGCACAUACGGCAGUGCUUCCAACCCAAACAAGUGCGAUACAGCCUGUGCCACCUGCUACGCUGGAGGGCCUGGUGCAUGUUGCGGGACCAACUGCUUGAUCUGCGAUUCCACUGGUUCAUGCACCCGAUGCUAUGAUGGUUAUGGCAUGUUGGGUGGCUCGUGUCUCCCGCUUGCUUCUGUCGCUUCUGCCUCAGUCACGUCUGUUGCAUCGGCUGCGUCCAUCGCUUCAGCAGCCACUUCUGCUUCUGCGUCCUUCGCUUCAGCAGCCACGUCUGCUUCCGCAUCGUUCGCUUCGCUUGCCUCGGUCGCCUCUUCUGCUUCUGCAUCGUUUGCUUCGCUUGCUUCGGACGCCUCGUUUGCUUCUGCUGCGUCCGCGUCCUCUGCUGCCGCAUCCGCUUCCUCCGCUGCCGCGUCCGCUGCUUCUACCGCGUCUGCAUCUCUGGCCUCGGCUGCGUCAGCGUCGUCGGCAUGGCAGACGUCUGCUGCUUCUGUCGCCUCUCGCGCUCCGAAGGGUGAUUCCGGGGGCUCGUCUUCCGUGGCGGCAAUCGCUGCUGCAGUCGGUUCGGUUGUGGGCGUCGGUUUGAUUGCUCUCGCCAUCUUUCUGGUCCGACGUCGUCGAUUGCAACGACGUGCGAAGGAAUCCGCCGGUCCCAUCUAUCAGGAGGCUAUCGAAAUGGCAAUCUCUCCUCUGAAUCAUGCGACCCGACCUCAGAGAGAGGAGGAUGUUUCAGCCUACGCCGUCGUCGGUCAAAAACAGCCAGAACCGUUGUAUCAGGCUGUCUCAAAAAGUGCUCCAGAGGUGGUCUACAAUUAUGCAAGCGCGUACGUUGCUGGCAGCCAUUCUCGUCGCGUUCGUGAGGGCUUGACCAUUGUGAAGCACCUUGCCAGCGGGAACUUUGGCGACGUUGCACUGGGUCAACUGCCGUUCAGCGUGUUGCCCCCACGAGCUCAAAACUUGCUUGGGCCUGCAGCGUCCGAAAAUGUCCAAGUUGCAGUCAAAUCUCUGAAGUCGAACGCGGAUGACAAAUCCCGCAAGGACUUUGAAAGCGAGGCCAAGUUGAUGGCGCCGUUUGUGCAUCCGAAUGUCGUGCGUCUGCUCGCAGCUCUUGUCGAGUCAGAGCCCCAUCUCGUUCUGCUUGAGUUUGUGCAGUAUGGAGACUUGCGCACCCUGCUGCAAAAAUCCAAGCUCCACUCGCUUUGGUGGACGCAGAACGAGCAGGUGCACGCCAUUCGCCAGAUUGCUCUUGGCAUGGAGUAUCUGGGCACGCUCCACUUUGUGCACCGUGACCUCGCCGCUCGCAAUUGUCUCGUGGGGCAAGGGAUGAUUGUGAAGAUUGCCGACUUUGGACUUUCUCGCGAAAUGGCCUCUGAGAAUGAUUAUUACCGCAUGCAAACGCGUGGCAAGCUUCCUGUGAAGUGGAUGGCUCCCGAGACCAUGACUUUCCGAAAGUUCUCUUCAAUGUCGGACGUGUGGGCUUUCGGCGUUACGGCUUGGGAAUGUUGCAGUUACGGCGCAAAGCCGUACGGCGAGAUGGAUGGGCGUGAGACUCUGGCUCAUGUUGAGGCUGGUGGUCGACUGCCCAUGCCAGAAACCUGCAUGCUCGAGCUCUACAACAUCAUGAUGAGUUGCUGGAACCUGUCUCCCGAGCAACGCCCGAGCUUUUCUCAGCUCGUACAAUCGCUGACGGCGCUUCAGGAUGGAUCGACCGUUCGCGAAAUCGGCGCCAUGGUGUGAACUCAACCCGCCCCUCUGUUCUCUCCAAGCCCCAGUAUGAGCAUUUUGCAAGAUGAUGGUAUUGAUUGCCGAGUGCUUGUUUGAGUUUGUUUUGUCGUGGGUUGCGUGUGAGCUUGUGUUUGUGUAGAGAGGCCUCCCGAAAAAGACUCAGUCCACAAACCA
Messenger RNA from Capsaspora owczarzaki ATCC 30864, 2774 nucleotides. Its product is annotated as tyrosine-protein kinase BLK. Gene Ontology annotation, biological process: cell surface receptor protein tyrosine kinase signaling pathway; positive regulation of kinase activity; multicellular organism development. The annotation marks the transcript as partial. Gene Ontology annotation, cellular component: signaling receptor complex. Lineage: Eukaryota; Filasterea; Ministeriida; Capsasporidae. Gene Ontology annotation, molecular function: protein binding; transmembrane receptor protein tyrosine kinase activity; ATP binding. The record is from RefSeq and is a predicted model, not a curated record. The transcript is spliced from 12 exons.